GUCAAAAGGGAAACUCUGCUUGGACAGGGAUCAGAGAAUUCCUGCAGCUUCCUGACCCUGCUGCUCUUUUGGAACAGACCCUCGGAUCCCUAUCCCUGCUGGACCCGUUCCGUAGCACGACACGGGUAUCUUUAGCAUACUACGAUGGCAAGAGAGAAUACCAAGGACUUCCUUUUGGAAGCACUGGAGGACCUUACGCUGGAUAUGUUUGAGAAGUUUAAGUAUAAAUUAUCAUAUAUUGAUUAUGAUGGGAUGGCCAAUCUCUCCAAAUAUUUGCUCAAGAAAGCCAACAAUCCAGUUAAACUUGCAGGCUACAUGUGUGACCACUAUGGAGCCGACCUUGCUGUGGAUGUAGCUAUCUAUGUGCUUGAAUGGAUCAACCAAAGAGACACAGCAGCUAAGCUCAAACAGGAGAAAGUAAAAGCCCUGAGGCCCAGUCCACCCCCUGCUUCAUUAGUCCAAGAUUACAAGAUGAAGUACAGAGAACAUGUACAAAAGAAUUACCACUGGAUAAAAGACAUGAAUGCUCGUAUUGGUGAGAUGGUGACUCUGAACUCCAGAUAUACAAGGCUGGUUCUUGUUAGUAGACAUCGCCAUGAAAAAAAGAAAGAACAUGAAAUCAUGGCUGUGGGACAGAGACAUGCAGAAAUCAUGCAGGAACAAGUGAAUUCUUCCAUUGCUAUAAGUGAUCUUUUUAAACCUGACAGGGAUAGACAGACACCAAAGACUGUCGUGAUAUUGGGAGCUGCAGGAAUUGGGAAGACAAUGACAGUAAGAAAGAUUAUGCUGGACUGGGCAUCAGAAGGACUCUAUAUACAGUUUGACUAUGUUUUCUACAUACAUUGUCGUGAGGGUAAUCUUCUUCCAGCUCGGGGGAGUAUGGCUGACAUGAUCUCAAAAUGCUGUCCAAGUGAUAAUCCACCUCUUGUAGAGAUCUUGAGGAGACCAGAAAAAAUCUUGUUUGUCAUCGAUGGCUUUGAUGAACUCAUGUUUUCUUUGGACCAGUCACAAAAUAACCUGUGCUCUGAUCCCUGGGAGAUGAAGCCAGUGGAAAUCAUCCUGAGCAGUUUAUUUAGGAAAAUCCUUCUCCCUGAAUGCUCCCUGUUGAUAACAUCGAGACCAGCUGCCCUGCAGAAGCUAGAACAGUGCUUGGUGUGUGAACGCUUUGCUGAAAUACUGGGAUUUUCUGCAGCUGAUAGGGAGGAAUAUUUCCACAAGUUUUUUGAAAAUAAGGAAGAGGGAAGGAAAGCCUUUCAGUUUGUUAAAGGAAAUGAAAUGGUCUUCACCAUGUGCCUUGUCCCCAUCAUGUGCUGGAUUGUCUGUACUGUUAUGAAACAACAGCUUGAAAGUGGUGAAGAUCUUGCACAAACGGUCAAGACAACUACAGGAAUAUAUAUCCUUUAUGUUUCCAGCUUGCUAAAAUCUCUGAGCGGCAAGAUGAAACAGAACUUGCACAUUAUCCUGAAAAGACUUUGUUGCCUGGCUGCUGAUGGGAUCUGGAAGCAAAGAGUCCUCUUUGAGGAGGAGGCAAUCAAUGAAUUCUUGUUAAAUCAGAGAGACACUCUCCCUCUUUUUUUGAAUGAAAGCACUUUUCAGAAGGGCAUUGUUUGUGAGAGUGCCUACAGUUUCAUUCAUCUGAGUGUCCAAGAGUUUUUUGCAUCUCUAUUCUAUGUCCUAGAAGAUGAUGGCAAAACAAGAGAUAAGCAAGAAGAUCCUAAGAGGGAUGUGAGAAAAUUGUUAGAAAACUAUGGAAACUCAAGACAUGAUUUCAUGUUAACUGUGCGGUUCCUAUUUGGUCUCUUAAAUAAGGAACGAAGAAAUGCUUUGGAAAAAGAAACAGGGUGCAAAAUUCGUUCUGAAAUUAAAGAAGAAUUACUAAUGUGGCUUCGAACUAGCCAAAAAACAGCUUUAGCUGUUAAUGCAAAGAAAAGAGCAGUGAUUCACAAUUUGGAGGCUUGCCACUGUUUGUAUGAAAUCCAGGAUGAAAGUUUUGUGAAAACCACAUUGGGUUAUUUCACCGGAAUAUAUCUACGAGACAUCAGUUUCACCCAACUAGAUCAAAUAGUUCUUUCAUUCAGUAUAAAGAAGUGGCCUAAACUGGAGUCACUUGAUGUGGGCUAUUGCUCCUUUAUCUCAGAAGACCAUGAAGAACAUUUAGACCAACAGCUGGCAAAGCUGUCACAUCUGAAAAAACAAUCACCUAUUUACUUGAAGCAAUCACCUAUUUACUUGCUUUGUCAAUCACUGAAGAGUCCAAACUGUACAUUAAAGAUCUUAAGGUUGGAGUGGUGCAAACUCACAGCUGCCUGCUGUGGGGUUCUGGCCACGGUGCUCAUCACCAGCCAGUGCCUGACGGAGCUGAGACUGUGCGGAAAUGCUCUGGGAGAUCUAGGAGUGCGACUGCUGUGUGAAGGGCUGAAACAUCCCACCUGCCGGCUGCAGAGAUUGGGGUUGUGGGGUUGCAGUCUCACAGACGCCUGCUGUGGGGAUCUGGCCGCUAUGCUCAGCACCAACCAGACCCUGCUGGAGCUGGGGCUGGGUGCUAAUGCCCUGGGAGAUGCCGGAGUGCACCUGUUGUGUGAGGGGCUGAAACACCUUGCCUGCCAGCUGCGGGUACUGGGUCAGAUCUUCUACCCACGCACGCUUCCUGGCCUCCAGCUUCCAUUCCAGAAGAGCAGAGGUCCUGCGUUGUGGAGUUGCAGUCUCACAGACGCCUGCUGUGGGGAUCUGGCCACUAUGCUCAGCACCAACCAGACCCUGCUGGAGCUGGGGCUGGGUGCUAAUGCCCUGGGAGAUGCUGGAGUGGUCCUGCUAUGUGAGAAGCUUAAGCACCCUGCCUGCCACCUUAAAGAAUUGUGGCUCAGCAAAUAUGGACUCAGUGAAGAAACUCAUCGGGAGCUGGCUCACCUAAAAAAGAUCAAGCCCAGCCUGAAAAUAGGGUGCAUCUUUUAAAAAUGACUUUUUGCAGCCUAGGUGUCAGGCCUCAUGGCCUGACACUAGUGUAACACAUGGGUUAAAAGUUAAUAAGGGACCAAAUAAAUGUUUGUUCCAUUUCAAGGAUUCUUCUUUAAUACCAGUAACAAUGUUGAGCAUGUGGGGCCUUGACUGGCCAAACAGUCUCAGGGCGAAUCAUCCUCAGGACAAUAGGAUCUGACUUUUAUCCAAGUGCAGUUCAAAUAGAUCCCCCUUCAUGAUCAUAUCAGACCCCCAAAACCCCCAGAACCCACCAACACAUUCCUGAACAUUCCGGAAUGUCCCUGAGCAUUCCUGAACAUACACUGCCCUGCUCAGUGGUGACAAAACCCACCUAUGGGGCGAGCACACUAGGUUAUAAAAGGGUUGAACUAAAGUUUUCAGCAUGCACUUGCCACCUCAGGAAUACAACUACAAGCAGAGAAUAUCACUCGAUCCAAGGGUGGUGAUAUGUUUUUACUUCCCUUUCUUUCUUUUUCUCUCUUUUCCUCUCAUCCACACUCUGUCUGUACCUUCAUUUUUGGCACUUUAGGGUAAUAUCAUUAUAAGUUUUGCUAUGCCGUUAUCUUUCAUGGUUCUGCUGAGUUUUAAGUUUUAUAACUUUUGCCAAGCCUGUAACUUUUGUAGUUCCACUGAGUUUUCAGUAAAUUUGUGAUUCGUUU
This is a messenger RNA of Grus americana (Whooping crane), 3635 nucleotides long. RefSeq names its product NACHT, LRR and PYD domains-containing protein 3-like. Gene Ontology annotation, cellular component: cytoplasm. Gene Ontology annotation, molecular function: protein binding. The transcript has 10 exons. NCBI's taxonomy places the organism in Eukaryota, Metazoa, Chordata, Aves, Gruiformes, Gruidae. The record is from RefSeq and is a predicted model, not a curated record. Bases 145 to 2952 code for a protein of 935 amino acids.